AUAAAAAUUAACACUCAAAUUUUGCGUCUCAGAAGAAAAAUGUCUUUAAGCGAUGAAAUAAACCAACCGGAAAACACUACAUACCAAUGUUUUGAGGUGGGAAUGAAUUACAUUUUUGAAGAGGAACUAUCAGCUUCCCUAACCACAACUUGGGAGGAAGUAAUUGUGGAGGAGUCAGUGCGGGAUAACUCCGAGGCGUCCACUCAAGAGCUUGCACAAACUACCUCUUCCAAUAACGGUAGUACGACAAAAGAUGUAUAUGCACAGGAAGAGUUGUUUGCACAAUAUUUUGAAAUUAUCCAGAAGCUAGAUAGUACUGACUAUCACAAGCAACGUGGGGGUGUACUUGCAAAAUGUCGCUUUUGCACAACUAAACUACAAGGUUCAUUUCAAGUGACUUCGAAUUUCGUACGCCAUUUACGGAUAAAGCAUCCUCAACAAUUAGCAGAAUAUGAGCAAUUUAAGUCUUACAGUUCAAGAAAAAGGCAAUAUAGCGAUACCAUAUUUCAAAACCUUACAGUAAAAGUUAUCGCGAAUAACAUGCUUCCAAUAUCUAUUGUGGAAGAUAAAACGUUUAGACAGUUUGUUACAUUUUUGAAUCCCCAAGCAAAAUUAAUGACUAGGACAACGGGUACAAAACGAAUUGAUGAUUGUUAUAAAUCAAUGAUA
This is a messenger RNA of Rhagoletis zephyria (snowberry fruit fly), 669 nucleotides long. RefSeq lists its product as uncharacterized. Gene Ontology annotation, molecular function: DNA binding. The record is from RefSeq and is a predicted model, not a curated record. NCBI's taxonomy places the organism in Eukaryota, Metazoa, Arthropoda, Insecta, Diptera, Tephritidae.